GAGCGAGGUAGACCGAGACAAAUAGACAAGGUUGUCAUCACUGGUAAUUAUGAGCGGAGGUAAAGCGCGCAUCGACCCGCCUGUUGCUGCUGAGAAUGUCUCGAGUACCGGUCACAGUUCCGCGGCUGCUGCGCGGGAGCGCAAGCCAGGUGGAGGGGUUCUGAAGAGACUCAACUCUCGGCAAAGCCAGGUGGAUAGUAGGCCGGUCACAGAAGACGAUCUUCGAACACAAGUUGGCCACAUCACCCCUGAACAGGUCCUAAGAUUGCGGGUUGCUACUCGGGGUAGGCUAUAUCUAUUUUCUGCAUGAUAUUGGCCGUGGUUGGCUGUUUAUACAAAUGGGUAGCUAGCUACAGGUUCAUUUACAUACAGUGGAAUUUACAUAACUGGCAAGCUAUGCCUGUCUAUUUACCUGAAUAGCCUAGUUGCUGUGACAAAUCAGAGAUUGUUAGCUAGAUCACAUAUACUGAACAAAAAUAUAAACACAACAUGUAAAGUGUUGGUCCCUUGUUUCAUGAGCUGGAAUAAAAGAUCACAGACAUUUUCCAUAAGCACAAAAAGCUUAUUUCUCUCAAAUUCUGUGCAGACAUUUGUUUACAUCCCUGUUAGUGAGCAUUUCUCCUUUGCCAAGAUAAUCCAUCCACCUGACAGGUGCAGCAUAUCAAGAAGCUGAUUAAACAGCAUGAUCAUUACACAGGUGCACCUUGUACUGGGGACAAUAAAAGGCCACUCUAAAAUGUGCAGUUUUGUCACAUAAUACAAUGCCACAGAUGUCUCAUGUUUUGAGGGAGCCUGCAAUUGGCAUGCUGACUGCAGGAAUGUCCACCAGAGCUGUUGUCAGAUAAAUGAAUGUUCAUUUCUCUACCAUAAGCCGCCUCCAAUGUUUUUUUAGAGAAUUUGUCAGUACGCCGAACCGGCUUCACAAAUGCACACCACGUGUAACCAUGCCAGCCCAGGACCUCCACUGGGGGGGGGGGGGUUCUGAGGAUUAUUUCUGUCUGUAAUAAAGCCCUUUUGUGGGGAAAAACUCAUUUUGAUUGGCUGGGCCUGGCUCCCCAGUGGGUGGGCCUGGAUCCCAAGUGGGUGGACCUAUGCCCACCCAUGGCUGCGCCCCUGCCCAGUCAUGUGAAAUCCAUAGAUUAGGGCCUAAUGAUUUUAUUUCAAUUGACUGAUUUCCUUGUAUGAACUGUAACUCAGUAAAAUUGUUGCAUGUUGCUUUUAUAUUUUUGUUCAGGAAAGACAGAUAGAUAUAUGAAAAAUGUAUGCACUCACUAACUGUAAGUCGCUCUGGAUAAAAGUGUCUGCUAAAUGACUAAAAUGUAAAAUGUAAAUAUAUAUAUAUAUAUAUAUAUAUAUAUAUAUAUAGAUAGAUAGAUAGAUAGAUAGAUAGAUAGAUAGAUUUUAUUGCCCUUUAAAAUAGUAGAUCUUUUAAGACAGCCACUGACCACCUCUACUGUCUGUCCAUCCCAGGGUACCUGUGUAAACCAGAGGACAACAUUUUCAACAUAGAUUUCAUCCGCUUUAAAAUCAGAGACCUGGAGACAGGGACUGUGUUGUUUGAAAUCGCCAAACCACCUCAUACGGGUACAGUCCAUAUUCCCUCUCAGUAUGUGUGUGUGUGUCAGUGUAUCACUACUGUAGUAUGUCUGAGAAAUAUCCUGUAUUUGUGAUGGAUCACCGUGCCAUUGGUUAAAAAAUACAUUCUGUGUGUUGUUGUGUCUUUGACCUCAGAGGAAGAUGAGGAGAAAGGAGAGGGAGACAUGAGUGCCGGACGUUUUGUAUGCUACCAGUUCACCGCUGCAUUCCUACGACUGAGGACUGUGGGAGCCACGUGCGUAUACUCUCUCUCACACACUCACACACAUAAACACACAUGCACACACAGUACUUAUUGUAUGUUGACACCUUUCUCUGUCUGUCAGAGUGGAGUUUACGGUUGGUAACCGGCCUCUGAACAGCUUCAGGAUGAUUGAGAGGCACUACUUCAGGGAUCACCUCCUGAAGAGCUUUGACUUUGACUUCGGCUUCUGUAUCCCAAACAGCCGCAACACCUGCGAACACAUAUACGAGUUCCCUCAGCUGUCUGAGAGCUUGGGUGAGUGUCACAUUCCAUCCAUCAAUCAAUGUCCCCGUUUGAAGCACUUUGUGACUGAUGUUUUUGUUUUUGUGGAAAAGUACUACAUAAAUAAAUUGUUUUGAGUAAAUAAAUAAAACAUGUACAUUAAAUUUAUGUGGAAAUGCAAUAAUUUACUGAAGGAAAUGUGCAUCACCUUUUGAAUACAUUUUCCAGACAUAUUGUAUUUAGCAGUAGUAUAUGGAUGAAAUACAGAAUAAUAUGUUCCAUGUUAUGUUAUGUUCCCUUCCAGUUCAUCAGAUGGUGGAGCAUCCCUACGAGACGAGAUCGGACAGCUUCUACUUCGUAGACAACAGACUGGUCAUGCACAACAAGGCAGACUACUCUUAUAACGGGGGCAGGCAUUGAGUGUCUGUGUGGCUGUGCGUGCGUGCAUGAGUGUGUGCGUGUGUGUAUGUUUGUGUGUGUGCUGUGCCAAAGCCUAUACUCACACAAACAGACUCUCACGCGAGUGUUGAUUACUGUAAGUUAAACAAACUUUAUUGUCAUGGCAUAGCUGUAUAGGCUACUAUGGAAAAGUUUAAGAACAGCAGGACAGAUCCACAUUAGAGCCAUAUAGACUACUGGCAGUAGUAUGGCAACCUUCUGACAUAUAGUGCUUUGUCUCUCUCCCACCAAAAAUGAAAUGUGUCUCAGCUAACCAAGUGAUUUAUGUUAGUGUGUAGUUGAACAGUUGAUGUACUGUUCACUACUUGGCUUUUAGGGGGAGUCAUACCCAUAAAGGACCAGACAAUGACUACACACAUACAGAGAGACUGACAGGCAGAUAGGCAGGCAGACAGAUGUAGAAACAAUCUCCCUCCCUCGCUCUCUCCCUCCCUCUCCCUCUCUCUCUAUUUCUCUCUCUCUGUCGUUACCUGCUGUGCCCACACGCCACUCUAGAUGUAUUAAUAAGAGCGGAAGGGGGAAUACACCCAUCCACCCACGUACUCACACACACACACACUCACUGUCAAACACUCAUGCCAGCUCACUCACAUACAGUGCCUAGUGAAAGUCUACACACCCCUUGCUUGUCCCCGGCAGGGACUGGGGAGUUUGUCAGAAUCAAAAUAAAUAUGAAACAAGCAAAGUCCAGGUAAAAAGUUAGAGGAAAACCUGCCUCAGUCUUCUGAAUACCCUGGGAUAGAGUUUUAUUUUACAAUUACACCAGAAUGGCAUUCAAAGUGGUGUUGAGUGUUCCUGAAUGGUCCAGUCUCAGUCCUGACUUAAAUCUGCUUGAAAAUCAGAGAUAAGGUUUGAAUAUUGCUGUCCAUCAAUGAUUCCCAACCAAAUGUACUGAGCUUGAGCAGUUUUGACAAAAAGGAUGGAUAUAUGUUGCCCUAAGAGUUGUGCAAAGUUGGUAGAAUCGUAUUGAAAAUGGUGGUCCUCUGUAGCUCAGCUGGUAGAGCACGGCGCUUGUAACGCCAAGGUAGUGGGUUCGAUCCCCGGGACCACCCAUACACAAAAAAAAAAAUAAUGUAUGCACGCAUGACUGUAAGUCGCUUUGGAUAAAAGCGUCUGCUAAAUGGCAUAUUAUUAUUUACAGCUGUAGUUGCUUCCACCAAGUAUUAACUCUGGGGUCUGAAGACACCUUAUGUUCUAUACUCUUUCAUUCACUUUGAAAAUGUGGCGCAGGUUGUGUAGAUCAGUAGGAAAUAAAAACAAAAUGUAAUCUCUUUUUUAAAUAUUUAAUUUUAAGGCAGAAAAUGUGACAACUGUGCAAGGGGUGUGUAGACUUUCACUAGGCACUGUACUUUCACCACACCCCCUCCCAGGGAGACCCACUGCAGCAUGUCUCCUGAAUGUACUUGGAUUCAAAUUCAACUUUAUUUAUAGUGCAUCCAACGUGCAGGUCCAAUAACAUACUUCACAAACAAGUUGAUCAGAGGAAGGACUCCUACAUUUACAGUCAAAUCAGAUUCAUAACGAUAUAAUCAAAAGCAGUAACAGACAGGUAUUGCAACUGAAACUUUUAUGUACAUAAUUUAUCAUGUAUUUUUGGUGUCCUUCUGUGUUUUGACAGGCACUUAUAAAUAGAACUUAGUAUUAUAUUUUUAUUUAUACAAACUGAGAAGACAGCCCUGGUCAGAAAAUUGUCAACAAUUAUAUGUGCGGUCAUAUAGGAUACAGUGCUUUACCCAACUCUUGAUUGUAUUAAUAUGGCAGGUUGACACUAUUUAUUACCAUGUUUUAUCAUGUUAUAAAGUAAAAAGUUGUAGUGUUUUUGAUUGUUUCCUCAAGAAACACCAAAACCGCUUGAGGCAUCAAAAUGUGUGAAAUAUGUGUGGAUUUGAGGGAUAUUGGUGAUAGAUCUUUGUUAGAGAUAGCUAGAAAUCAAAUAGUGUAUCCUUUUGUGUUUUGUAAACUACUGGUGUCCAGGGUUAAGUGUAUACUUGUAUUUUUUUUUUUUAUGUCAAGAAUAAACACAUGUGAAUUUUCAAAUUCGUUUGAUGAGGUGCAGCAGUAUGUUUCAGCAAUGUCAUUAAUUAAUUCAUUCAUUCAUUCAUUCAUUCAAUCUGUUAAGAAGUUACCAGGAGAGUGAGCGCCGCCCUUCCGGGUUUCCUAGGUAGAAAACAGUGGCAGGUGUUGGCCACGAGGAGGAGUCAUGUGACAAAGAAUCAAGGGAGAAGAACCUGUUUUGGUUUGGGGAAUGGAAACUACUACAACAACAAUAACUAAAUCACAGAUGAACAAUCUGUUGAAUGAUUAAUAAUACAAAACCAUUGAUUCUUGAAUAAUAUAAUUUUAAAUGCCUUAUCCUCAGUGGUGUAAAGUAACUAAGAAAAAAUACUUUGAAGUACUACCUAAAGGAAAAUUCCACCCAAAAACGAUCUUUUGGUAUUUGUUCAUUAGUCCAUUGUUGAAAUAGUCCCAAAAUGUUUUGCAUGUCAGCAAGCAAGUUUUCAAGAUAUAUCACUUUCAAAGUACAGAAAUACAGCCGGUAUGAUGCAUUUCACAUCAUAUGAUGCAAAACGUAGCAUCAUAUGAUGCAAAAUGCAUUAUACUGGCUGUAUUUCUGUAUUUUGAAAGUUAUAUAUCUUGCUGACAUGCAAAACAUUUUGGGACUAUAUGAACAAUGUACUAAUGAAACAAAUACCAAAAUAUUGUUUUUGGGUGGAGAUUUCCUUGUAGUUUUUUUAAGGGUAUCUGUACUUUACUAUUUAUAUUUUUGACAACUUUUACUUUUACUCCACUACAUUCCUAAAGAAAAUAUGUACUUUUUACUCUCAUACAAUUUCCUUGAUACCCAAAAGUACUCGUUACAUUUCGAAUGCUCAGGCAAGACAGCAAUAUGGUCCAAUUCACACACCUAUCAAUAUAAUGCAUUGUCAUUCCUACUGCCUCUGACUCACUAAACAUAAAUACUAUUUUUGUAAAUGAUGUCUGAGUGUUGGAGUGUGCCCGAGUGUGCCCCUGGCUAUCUGUAAAUAAAUAAAAACAAGAAAAUUGUGUCAAUAAUUGUUUGCGUAAUAUAAGGAAUUUGAUGUAUAGCGUUUACUUUACAUUUUAACUUUUACUCAAGUAUGACAGUUGCAUACUUUUCCCACCACUGCACUUAAGUAGAUUUUAAACCAGAUACUUUUAGACAUUUACUCAAGUAGUAUUUUACUGGGUGACACUUUUACUUGAGUCCAUUUUCUAUUAAGGAAUCUUGACAAAUGACCAUUGAAUACUUUUCCACCACUGCUUAUCCUAUCAUAACCCGUUGAUAACCCAAAAUGUAAGGUUGUAAAAAUUGGAUUUAGACGUAGCUUAUUAUUAGAAAAAGAUGGCAAAUACUGAUUAUGUUGUUAAUCUGAUACAUGGAAUGUUUUCUAGAAUGACACAUUUUUUUAUACAGAAUGGUGUAGUCUAUUCUGUGAUUUAAUGGAACACUUACUUAUCCCCAGCUGUGUUAGUCCUGUGUGGUUUUAAACAGAACGUCUUUCUCCCUCUCUAUUUUCUUAUCUGAAUGUACAGCUCUACAUCUCCCCCAUUCUCAGUUUCCCUCUCUCUUUCCACCUCUCUUCAACUCUUGUCCAAAUCUCAUUCUCUUUCUCUUCCCUCAUCUCCUAUUCCUCUCUCCUCCCUCCUCCUCUCUCUUGCUCGGGCUCUGUUUUUCCAUUCUUUCUUCCUCUCUCACCUGGUAACCAGACCUCUGGAGAGAAGUGUUGAGUUUCCACUUUCCCAGAGAAGAAGACAAUCUGAGCCUCACAAAAGCCCCACAAUGGCGCAUCAGCAACACUGUACCUCCCUGUCUCCCUACCCUGCCUCUCUCUCUCUCUCUCUCUCUCUCUCUCUCUCACUCUCGUUUUCGCUCUCUCUCCUGUCACUCUGUUAAAUUGUUUUAAGUUAAUUAUAUUACAUUUAUGUGAAUUGUCAAACAUUCGUUCUAUCUGUUUGACGUUUACCUUCAUGUUGCACUUCCGGUUCGGCCCACAAGAUGGCCCCUCCAGCUGAACUGCUCCUUUCAAUACUGAAAUGUGAUCACAGAUAUUACAUUGAAUUUUGCUAAAUGAGUGACCAAAAUCUAAACUGCUGAAGAGUUUCUGCUCCUGCUGAUUUUGUCAUCUGAUAUUUUCUUACUGGUGAGGUCACACAAAAGGCUUUGCCUGAGGGCCACUUGGCCACGUUACCAUGGUGAAAGGGGGUUAGAUGUAAAUAUACAAGCUCAUGCUACAUGUUGGAAUACACACCAAUUACAGCAUGAGUUACCUCUCUCCCGUCUCUCUCUCGCUCUCGCUCCUACUCACACACACAGACACACACACACACACAUACAUACACUACCGUUCAAAAGUUUGGGGUCACUUAGAAAUGUCCUUGUUUUCGAAAGAAAAGCAAUUUUUUGGGCCAUUAAAAUAACAUCAGAUUGAUCAGAAAUACAGUGUAGACAUUGUUAAUGUUGUAAAUGGCUAUUGUAGCUGGAGACGGCAGAUUUUUAAUGGAAUAUCUACAUAGGCGUACAGAGGCCCAUUAUCAGCAACCAUCAGUCCUGUGUUCCAAUGGCACGUUGUGUUUGCUAAUCCAAGUUUAUCAUUUUAAAAGGCUAAUUGAUCAUUAGAAAACCAUUUUGCAAUUAUGUUAGCACAGCUGAAAACUGUUGUGCUGAUUAAAGAAGCAAUAAAACUGGCCUUCUUGAGACUAGUUGAGUAUCUGGAGCAUCAGCAAUUGUGGGUUCGAUUACAGGCUUAAAAUGGCCAGAAACAAAUAACUUUCUUCUGAAACUCGUCAGUCUAUUCUUGUUCUGAGAAAUGAAGGCUAUUCCAUGUGACAAAUUGCCAAGAAACUGAUGAUCUCGUACAACGCUGUGUACUACUCCCUUCACAGAACAGCGCAAACUGGCUCUAACCAGAAUAGAAAGCGGAGUGGGAGGCCCCGGUGCACAACUGAGCAAGAGGACAAAUACAUUAGAGUGUCUAGUUUGAGAAACAGACGCCUCACAGGUCCUCAACUGGCAGCUUAAUUAAAUAGUACCCACAAAACACCCGUCUCAACGUCAACAGUGAAGAGGCAACCUUCUAGGCAGAGUUGCAAAGAAAAAGCCAUAUCUCAGACUGUCCAGCUUAAUCUUUUCUUUUUAUUGGCCAGUCUGAGAUAUGGCUUUUUCUUUGCAACUCUGCCUAGAAGGUCAGCAUCCCAUAGUCGCCUCUUCACUGUUGACGUUGAGACUGGUGUUUUGCGGGUACUAUUUAAUGAAGCUGCCAGUUGAGGACCUGUGAGGCGCCUGUUUCUCAAACUAGACACUCUAAUGUAUUUGUCCUCUUGCUCAGUUGUGCACCGGGGCCUCCCACUCCGCUUUCUAUUCUGGUUAGAGCCAGUUUGCACUGUUCUGUGAAGGGAGUAGUACAUGAUAAACUUGGAUUAGCAAACACAACGUGCCAUUGGAACACAGGACUGAUGGUUGCUGAUAAUGGGCCUCUGUACGCCUAUGUAGAUAUUCCAUUAAAAAUCAGCCGUUUCCAGCUACAAUAGCCAUUUACAACAUUAACAAUGUCUACACUGUAUUUCUGAUCAAUUUGAUGUUAUUUUAAUGGACAAAAUAAUUGCUUUUCUUUCGAAAACAAGGACAUUUCUAAGUGACCCCAAACUUUUGAACGGUAGUGUACAUACACACAGAAAAUCAAUCAAUCAAACAGCAAAUCAGGACACUGUCAAACUGUAGGCUUCUGAAUCAGAUAGUUCAAUCUGACCCUUCCCCAUAAACCAUAAAUCAAUAACCAUGGACUUCUAUACAGGGGUCGUUGAUUGGCAUCUGCCAUUUCUUUCACCCCUCUCCCUUCUGGUUGGGAUCAGUGCAGAUGAAGGAGAGGAGAGGAGGCCACUGUUGAUUAUUGAAAUGCACCCCCAUGUCUGUGCUUUGGCAGGGGGGAGCGGAUGAGGGGACAGUCAUAUCCUAUAAAUAGCAGGGAGGUAUGGCGUUGAUAGGCCCUGUGGAUGGAAGUGGGGGGUGGGGGUGGAAAAAGGAUUAAAAGAGAUACAGGGCCAUAUUCUGAAGUGUGUGUCUUUGGCGAAGGUGCUUUGUAAAUGAGAGCUGUAGAUUUUGCCACCGGGCAAAGUCUUUCCCCCAAAGGUCCCUUUGGGGGAGUUUCUGAUCUGAUGGACUAUUAAUGUUGUUUGGGGGUUGAUCUAUCACUUGUCCAUUGGUCAAGACCACAAUAUUCUAAUUUAGACUCCACAUUGACCAUGUACAAUGGCCAAAGACAUUGUCGUAAUGUUAAAUAUGUAGUGAUGGGCGUCUACAUGGUUACUAUGAUGUCUAGAAAACGGACAUUUUCUGCACUUAUGCAACGGUUAACCAACGUUAAUUGUACUGAUGUAUAAUGUUUGUACAACCAUGGUACUACUGCUUUAAAAGUGGAUGCAUGCCCAAGCCUGAAAGUUACCAUGAACCACACAACCCUCAAAACUAGAGAUUUAUUAAAUCCUUUUUCAACAAGAAAACUCCAUCUAUCAAUAUAGCCUUCCUUUCCAAAGAUAGCAAUUGUAACGUUAUAGCUCAUGUGCAAAAUACUCAAAGGGCAGCUAAUAGUGCAAAAGGAGGUUGAUCAAUGUGUAGAAAUGACAUCAUCAGUGAAUUGUGAGUUGGUUGGGAGAGACUAUAAUGCAAUAAGUAAGACAACGAUGGAUGUAACGUUUCCCUAAUGGUGCCUUGUUUCCCGUAGCCAUUGUCUUGGUGGUAACUUUGUAUUGACAAGCUGUCCGUAAAUGUUAGGCCUGUGCUAAAUUGUAACUGGAAGCCUCUGUUGUGACUGUGUUGGAGUGUGUUGUGUGUGUCACUCCCAGUUUCUUAUUUUGAAAUAACUAAAAUAGGCACCCAGUUGUCUGAGUAAAAUAAUGUGUAAAUAAACCCUUUUCCCCCCACCCCUUUCCUUUCUCCCCCUUUGCUUGUACUUCCAUAUACUAUUAAUCAUUUUUGAAAGUAUUGUGCUUGUGAGAUUAAAGAUGUAUCAAAAUGAAUAGAAACCAGCUAAACCUCUACCAUUGUGUUGAAGCUGUCUGAAGCAUUCCUCGAAAUUUCACCCUUUCUCUCGUUCUCUCCUCCCUUUGUCUCGUUCCCUCACUAAACCCUCCCCUGGGGAUGGAAGGAUUGUCAUACCAGGAGAACAGAGGUGGAGCUCUGCCCUAGCAGCAUACCAGGAAAACAGAGGUGGAGCUCUGCCCUAGCAGCAUACCAGGAGAACAGAGGUGGAGCUCUGCCCUAGCAGCAUACCAGGAGAACAGAGGUGGAGCUCUGCCCUAGCAGCAUACCAGGAGAACAGAGGUGGAGCUCUGCCCUAGCAUCAUACCAGGAGAACAGAGGUGGAGCUCUGCCCUAGCAUCAUACCAGGAGAACAGAGGUGGAGCUCUGCCCAAGCAGCAUACCAGGAGAACAGAGGUGGAGCUCUGCCCUAGCAGCAUACCAGGAGAACAGAGGUGGAGCUCUGCCCUAGCAGCAUACCAGGAGAACAGAGGUGGAGCUCUGCCCUAG
This is a messenger RNA of Coregonus sp. 'balchen', 10067 nucleotides long. The record is from the annotation of a GenBank genome assembly. NCBI's taxonomy places the organism in Eukaryota, Metazoa, Chordata, Actinopteri, Salmoniformes, Salmonidae.